Molecule: messenger RNA, 852 nt
Organism: Saccoglossus kowalevskii
Lineage: Eukaryota; Metazoa; Hemichordata; Enteropneusta; Harrimaniidae
Product: alpha-N-acetylneuraminide alpha-2,8-sialyltransferase-like
Biological process (GO): oligosaccharide metabolic process; N-glycan processing
Molecular function (GO): alpha-N-acetylneuraminate alpha-2,8-sialyltransferase activity
Source: RefSeq, a predicted model, not a curated record
AUGCGACUAGUGAAGAGAAUUGAAUCUAGAGCGGCAAGGAAAAGAAGAUUACAAGAUGAACUUCAAAAGAAGUUGACAGAUACGUUGGAAAAGCUACAAGUAUGGAAACGAAAUAUAACUGCAGCGAAGUACAUUAGAAAUGAAAUUGACAUUAAUAAUGGAACAUCAUUCAUCUUCACCAAAGAAAAUUCCCCAGCUGGUAGAGAAUAUUACAACUCUUUUCAAAAAAGUCCCGUGACUAUUGACGAAUUUAAACGGGAGCUUCUACCACAGUCGACGCCGUUUUCGAACAUGUCUUCUUUCAACGCUUGCGCAAUAGUUGGGAAUGGCGGAAUACUAAAGAAUAGUUUCUGUGGGAGAGAAAUAGAUAGUCAUGAUUUUGUUAUGAGGUUUCAACUUCUAAACUCUUCUGCGGAAGUGGCACGUUUUAUGGUAGCGUUGAAUGAGUACACGGGGUCUCUUUUAUGGAUUCCAAAUAGCUGGGCGAUCAACACUAGCGUGACAUUCACGACAGCUAAAGUCGUAAAAGAACAUUCAAAUCUCCAUAUGUUACUGAGUGACCCAGAAUACUUUAGAAGAAUAGGGGAGCAUUGGAGAGUGGACCGAUUGCUUUCAACAGGAAUGAUGUUGGUUAGUCUCGGGCUGACUUUAUGUGACGAACUCCACCUGUACGGGUUUUGGCCAUUCACGAUCGAUGCCAAGGGAGAAACGUUACCAAUGCAUUAUACGGAAGACAUCAGUUGGAAAACGUAUCGCAGAAGUCACGAUUACCCCUCGGAAUUCAAGCUCCUUGAGUCGCUCCAUCAUAGCGGCGUGCUUAGACUUCGUGUCAAUGAAUGUAUAUACCAUUGA